UGUUACCACUUCAGUUGCGAUUCAGACCACGAAGCGUGAUAAUCGUGAAAAUAAAUACGAACAAAAGGAUAACAAAUUCUACGAGAAUCCUGCCGAAGGAUAUAAAAAUAAAUUCUCGAGAGUGGAAGGAAAAAAAAAAGCGAUGACAUUUGGCGGAAUUAAUUAUGAAAAGAAAAAAAUCGCUCGCGGAUUCGUGUCGCGUUCGAAAUGAUGUCUGCAAAUGAAAUUUAUAACAGCACAAAAAAAGUGUGAAUGAGGGUUAAAACACCAACAAAAAUAAAAAAAGGAUUCAAAAUUAAUAAAUUUUUUUUUUUAUAAAAAAAAAGACACACACAGUUAAUGACAUCCGGGGAAUGGGAUCUACGUGCUCUCAAGGCACUAGAAGAGGAGGAACAAGCUCAAUUUCGUGCGAUAAGUGAAUCGAAUUUAUUUAAAACCCCUCUACCGCCACCACCGCCACCUGUAUCCGGUGCAGCUUUACCAGUAAAUGCAUCGUUGUCGUCCUCUACUAGCAACCAGCAGCAACCAUCAUCACAACCACAGAUAAUCCUUCCCACAAUCAAUGAGCAUUGUGGUGAUUUAGACGGCGAUGGCCUGCUGGACGUUCCACCUCUGCCGCUAACACUUUUUCGUUCCUCCGAUGUGGCUGCAUCAACUCUAUCGCUUGGUAGAAAAAAGAAAAAACCCUCAUCAACAUCAUCAAUUCCAACACAACCAUUUUUAUUGUCGUCGGCAUUGUCUUCCGGUUCUGCUAAGCCAUCGACCGGAACUUUCUCGCCGCCGCAAUUUACUGCAUCACCCAUUUUCACACCGCCACCGAUACGAAGGUGUGCAACUUUAUCGCAUUCGGGUGGUGGUGGUCCUGCUGUACGUCGCCACUUUCGGAGUCUUCAUCAUCAGAUAUUGGGCAAGAAGAGUGCGGCUUCCGGUGGUGGUGGCGCCAACGGUGGUGGAGGUCUUGAAAGACGUCGCAGUCGUAGCAAUUACAAUUGCAAUUACACAAGUUGCACAGGAGGUGGCGGUGGCAGCAGUCCAUCGGGGACAUUGGGUGGUGGGUUAGGGUUGUCGGGAAGUCUUAGUGAUAACAACGACUACGAUUCCACAGAUAGUGGCUCGUGUACGGUCCCAUUGACCAAGGACUCCAUCGAAAUGAUGCGACUGAUGCUCUUCUCCGCAACUUCGAGUAAAUCCAAUUCACCGGAAAUACCACCAUCGAUUGCUUCAGCAUCGUCCUCUUUAUCAGCAACUGGUGGUAAUGGUGGUGUAGGUGGUGUUGGUUUGGGUGGAACAAGGCCGUUAAAGAUAUCCUCUUUAAUUCAUGAUGACAGCUGCAUGGACGAUGACAUCCUGACCAAUGGGAAUUGUAACAGUUCGGUUGGAGUCACCCGAAGACACCAUCAUCAACAACAACAACAGAAACAAAAACAACAACAACAUCGACAUAAAAGCUUUUUAAGUUUUACAGGUUGUGACAGUUUUGUGGGUGGUAUUGGUCGUGGUGGUGCUGGUGAUGGUAGAAGUGGUGGAAGCAGCAGCAAUAGCAGUGCAACGGGCGGUGGCGGUGGUGGUAGCAUAAUGGGCAUAACGUGCACAAUUCGAAAGAGUCCGACCAAAAGUCUCCUCAUGUCCGGUUGUGCCAUCGAACUGGAUGCAUCUGCACUGAAUCCCACCCGAACCAGUGAUCAGGACUCUGACAUUAUGGAUCCCUCCUCCUCCACACUGUUGGCAGCAGCAUCAUCAUCGUCCAAGGGGCAACUUCAACAACUGCUACUCGAUGAAGACUCGAGCAGUAGCGGCAUUAGGACGACAAAUCAUUUCAACGAUUUAGUUAAAUCAAUACAAUCAACAAAGUCAACAGGAAUUGCAACUGCCACGGAUGGGGUAGGUCCUCCGCCAUCGUCCCAGCAGCACCAACAUCAACAUCCUUGUUCGGGUAUGUUCGACCAUGAACUGGAGCAUCAUAUCAAACAUUGUUCCUGUUCGUGUAAUCACAUGGGAUAUGGCAACUCGAUGGAUUAUCAGACAACCGGCUUUGGUGGCCUACCCGACGUAACAGAACACUCAAACAUCCGCCGUUCGAUAUCUCGUCAAAAUUCAAUAUCCAAUAGCGAUUCGAUUGAAAUCUCAAGCAUACAGAAGACCAAAGGACUUACCAUUAAGCCCAACACAUCCAGGCAGAGUAAAAAUCAAAACGACACCCAACAACACGCUUCGUCGAAGCGUAACUUUUGCAUUUACACUUUAUCAUUGAUGGCAGCACUGGCGCUCUCCUUAGUCGCAGCCAUGCUCGCCUACCAGCAUUUCUUAAUGGCUCCCAGCCGUAAUUCACACGAACAAAGACUGAGAAUAGUGCGGAGAAUCCUUCGCGAUGUACCGUUAGUCGAUGGACAUAAUGACUUUGCCUGGAAUGUCCGCAAAUACGCGCACAGUAGUCUCGAGUUGGUUGAACUAAGCCACGAUAUGGAUCACAAGUCGAUGUGGAAUCGACCCGCCUGGUCACAAACAGACAUCACAAGACUACGGCAAGGACUUGUCGGUGUGCAAGCAUGGUCAGCAUAUGUGCCAUGCGAAGCCCAGGGGCUGGACGCUGUCCAACUGGCAUUGGAGCAAAUCGACAUCAUACAUCGACUCACCGAUAUGUAUCCGAAGGAUACAGCCUUAGUUACUUCGUAUCAGGAGAUCCUAACAGUUCGACGGCAAGGAUUAAUGGCUUCAAUGAUUGGCAUCGAGGGCGGACAUGCCAUCGGCUCAUCGUUGGGGGUAUUGCGCUCCUACCAUUCACUUGGCGCCCGAUACUUGAGUUUGACACACAAAUGUGACAUUCCGUGGGCCGGGUCGAGCGCGUCGGCAUUUGAAAUGGGACUGUCCACCUUCGGGAAGGCAGUGGUAAAGGAGAUGAACCGUUUGGGCAUGAUGAUUGACCUUUCACAAUCGUCCGAUGAGACGGCACGUGACGUAUUCCAGGUUACCCGGGCGCCAGUUAUUUUCUCACAUUCCGCAGCCCGGCAAUUGUGCAAUUCGACACGUAACAUUCCCGAUGAUGUGUUGCGAAUGGUGGCGGACAAUGGCGGACUGAUUAUGAUUAGUUUUGACUCGGAGGUUGUUUCCUGUGGACGCACCUCGACUCUGUUGGACGUGGUGGCACAUAUAAAGUAUAUUCGUAUGAUUGCUGGAAUUCAGCACAUUGGGAUUGGGGCAGGGUAUGAUGGGAUUGAACAGCCUCCGGUGGGUUUGGAGAAUGUAUCGAAAUAUCCCGAUUUGUUGGCUACUCUGCUGGAGGAUCCAAAUUGGAGUGAGGAGGAUAUUGCAAUGUUGGCUGGAAAGAAUUUUUUGCGUGUUUUGAAAUCAGUUGAAAACGUGCGAGAUUACUGGAAGCGGGCUGCUAUUCCACCGGGUGAGGUGUCGGAACAGCUACCGAAAACACAUUGCACUUAUAUGUCUUCGUGACCUAAUGUACAGGCUUUGAAAGAGAGACGUAAUCAAACACGCUUCAAAAGACGUGAUUGGACGUUUUAUUAAAUUUAGAGCAGAGCAAACAGAGGACAGGAAGUUAGUUAGUAACUAUGAAUAAAUGAUCAAAUGAACUACAACUAUGCGGCUAUAUUAAAUAUAUAUUUUUAUUUUUACUUCAUUUUCGGUCCAGGAGCUCUUAUAUCCUGUGGACCGUCAUCUUGUGAUAAAUUCUUUAAUUUAUUUUUUCUUGAGAUUUUCAAU
Molecule: messenger RNA, 3714 nt
Organism: Episyrphus balteatus (marmalade hoverfly)
Lineage: Eukaryota; Metazoa; Arthropoda; Insecta; Diptera; Syrphidae
Exons: 3
Coding region: 340-3447 (1035 amino acids)
Biological process (GO): proteolysis
Molecular function (GO): metallodipeptidase activity
Source: RefSeq, a predicted model, not a curated record